UUCUUCUUUAGCUUUUUCUGUUCUGUUGAUGCGAACGUCGCAGAAGUCCUUUUAUUAUUGUAAAAUUGGCCCUUUUCUGUCUCGUCAGCGAUUGGAGUCACUGGAGCUGAAUUUAUCUAAUUUCCACUUAUAAAAGAGGGUUUAGUUUCAACUAAAAUGGCCGAUUAUUGGAAAUCAAAUGAUCGUAAAUACUGUGAUUUUUGCAAAUGCUGGAUUACUGACAAUAAAGCGAGUAUUUCAUUUCAUGAAAAUGGAAAACGUCACCGGAUGAAUGUGACUAAACGCAUAUCUGACAUAAGUCGGAAUAGUGAAAAGGCCGAACAAGAACGCCGUAAAAUGGAUAUAGAGAUACGUAGAAUGGAAGAAGCUGCUAUGCGUUCGUAUGCCAAAGAUAUCCACACUCGUGGUGAUUUGACAGCUCAUUGCAUUAGUACAGUAUUGGAGAGUCCAUCACCGAACGUUGCCAACACUGGGAUACUUAAUGGUAAACCGAAACAAAUUGAUCCAUUACGUUUGCCUGGAGAUGAUUUUAAUACAAAUAACGCGUAUCAAGAAGCUUUAAAAAAAAUCGAUCCAUCAACAAUUCCGGAGGCUUCUUUGUGGGUUGAGGGUAAAAAUGACGACAAUUGUUCCUAUUAUUGGAAUGUGAAAACGAAUGAAAGCGUUUGGCAAGCACCUAAAGAGGGCUUUCUUUCGUGGAAGGAAUUUCAGCAGAUUAAUGAUCUGGCUUUACAACAACAAGAAAUGCAACAGGCUGAAGAAGCGAAACGAUUUCGGGAAAAUGUUAAUGAGGAAGUGGCACGAUAUAAUCGAGAACGUCUUAAAUUAUAUAGGCCCAUAGAAACGGCUCAACAAAAAAAGGCGGAAGAAGAGCGUAAACAAAGUUAUAAAACGGAAGAAGAAUCCAAAGCGCCCGAAAUCGGAAAAUGGCAGGCUGUGGUAGAGAAGCCAUUUCCCGUUCCUAUUGACCUCGAAUUACCUAAGCUCGAUAAUUACUACGUCCCGCCAGUGAUUACCGACCAGCCAUCAGAACCGCCCAUCAAACGUUUCAAAGAGAAAACUGUACAAUCUUUAGAUGACGAAAUAAUAAGCGGAACCUCGUCGUCAUUUAAGAAAAGAAAAUUCGCUCCUAAAGCUUUACGUAAACCUUUAGAUGAUAAUUAGAGCCAAAGUGGAUCAUCUUUAUCUCUUGAAAGCCAAAAGGGGGCUUUCGAAUAAACGAAUCUUCCAGCAAGGUAACGAUCCGAAGUUUUAAUUGUAAAGUAGCCAGUCUCCAAAACAGCUAUAUUCUUACCAAUGAAACUUUAAAAUCUUUAACGCCGCUUUCUUUUGCUUACUGGCAUGAAAAAGUGAACGGAAUAAAAUAUUCAUGGUUCACCUUUUACUUCACUAAAAGUUAUUGCCAAGGAAAAUUACUCUACCACCAUCCUGACGUCCAUUAUAACUAAUUUAGGGUUAAUACACCUAACUUUUCGCGCUCUACUCUCCAAGAACGUUUAUUUGACAUCCAUAAUUAACGUACUACUUACAGUAUCUUUAACUAUCUAGGAAAUAACCUGCAUGUACACUUUUUUAUGGUUUUUUUUUCGGGAUUGAAGCAUAUUCUUUGUUUAUAAGUUUAUCUUAAGGCAAAAAUAUUUUGGAUUGUUAUUUAAUAUAAGUUUUUGAUUUUUUAAGAAAUAUAUUUUUUGACCGUCAUCCCCUAAAUGCCGUUUUUAAUACGAGGAGCCUUAAUUUUUCGAACAGUACGUAGACUUUACGCGGGUACUGUAUACAUACGUAUAUCUAUUAAGAGCUAUGAUUUAAGAAGAACAUUGAUUACAAGUUAUAUUUGCUGACAUGCAAGCCACUUUCAACGUUUUCCAUCAGCUAUUUACGUAAAUAAGGCCAAGUCCUUCGAAAAUUAUUGGGCUUAAAAUAAAUCGGAUAUGGUGCUGGAAUUUAAAAAUAGCGCUUGAUUUUGUAAACACUUCAAUUCUAUUGCGAAAAAGAGAUGCCUGUAUAAGAGCUUAAUUUUAUUGUCAAAUGUGUCUACCAUUCGUAUCGUAAAUAGAUGAGGAACUUAAGUAUUCAAAGAAAUACUUUUUAGGCUUUUGCAUGUAUUUAGUGUAUCUGACAAAAACAAUGCAAACGAUUUCACGAACGAAAAUUUCAUCUUUCGUUUCUCGUUCACAACAAGCCGUUGACACAUUUGAGCAUGUUUGCUGUCGUCAAACAUCGUAAGUGUUAAUCUCAGGAAGAGCAUGUACAGAAACCUGAUAACAAGUACACAAAGUAAAAUAUAACUUUGUUAUCAAAUAUUAAAUGAAAUGCAGUUCAUUGAGCCGUCAAGCAAGAUGUAGUGAACCUGAAGCCUAGCAAUAUUAUGACGUUAUUCUGCCAUGAAAGCAAGAAAACGUUCCGAAGCAAGCAAGGUUGAGCCUUGGAAUUAUUAAUAGUCUCUUUCGGAGCGUAAUAUCUCCAUUACUCGGUUUUUUUGUAUGCCUUCAAACUCGGUUCUAAAUGCUCUAAAUAAUUUUCAUAUACGGCAAAGUUCCACUUCCACUCUAGCUAAAGCUUGCUUGUAAAGAUUAGCCAAGUGCCAUAACUAAUUUGUCGAGUCAAUUUACGCAUUCUCCUUGUCCCACAUUAGCGUAGUCUUGUUCCCUAUAGGUUCAGGCAUCUACAACAACUUCGUAUUUAAAGCUGCUAACUUCACUAGCCCCACUGCCAUUAAUGCACUUAUUCUUUGUUCUGCCUUUUACUUUUCAGUCCGCUAUUAGUUCGUUCCCGCUAUUAGCACGUUCCCGCCAUUGGAGAAUUGCGCAAAUUGUGGAUUUUUCGUGGAAACUAUUUUCAAAAAAGAUACGCAAUGAAAAAGGCCUAUACAGCAAGUUGUAUUUUAUAAAUCGAGCGGAAUAUUUAAUAAAAGAAGCGAGAGAAUUUCUAAUAGAAACUCGUUUAAAACUCUCAUUAACUGCACAUGUUUUGCCUUUUCCAAAACUUAACAAUUGCUUAAUUGCUGAACAUUCAAUAAAAAAGAGACACUAAAUGCAUUUAUGAACUAAAAAGUACUUUGAAAGCCAAUCGUCGCCAUGUCAGCAGGAAAGGGAAAUUUAUGUUUAAAAGAAAAUUUUUUAAAAGAAGUGUUGUUAAGUCUUCAUUGUAAAUUUAAUUCACUGAUUUUUCGUGCGGCUGUUCUGCUUUAUUCAAUUUGUUUUAUUUUGUUUCAAAUCAAAACAACGUAACAACAAAGUUCCUUCUUUUCUUUUGAGCGAAAAAUGUGUGCACGGUUCACCGUCCUUCGCUGCACGACUUUGUUUUUUAACCUCAUCCCUCUUCAAAAAAAAAGCUUUCUCGCCUUGCUUAUCUGCGCAUACAUAUAUGUAGUUUUAGGUGCCUGCAAAUUUGCGAAAUUGCAUGCCCUAUGAUGCAAAAAGCUUCAGAAGGUCGCCAACCUUUACUAACCGGCUUUCUGGCAACUUUUGUAGCAAAAACAAAUGGUGUUAUGAGCAUAAGUAUUACCAUAAAUUUUCAUAUUUUCAUAUUUAUCAAAUAUAAAGUAAAUCUAAGGUUACUAUCUUUGAUACAUAUUCGUAUUCAACACUCCGUCGUUGUUAGAUAUCUUUUCGAUAUUAUACUUCUCAUACCAUUGAAGAAAAAUCAAAAGGUUUUCAGAAAGUUUGGGCCAUAAAUAUGUUAUCUUAUACACACACACACAUACAUUGGAAAAACAAAAGUCAGAAGAACUUAAUCUUCCAACAACCAAGAUAGCGACCAAACAUUUUCCUCAUUUUAGUCUAAAGUUUAAGGACCGUAAAGUAAACAUACAAAAGAAAUGGAAUCACAAAAAACUGAAAUUACUGCUCGUUUACUUUUUUCUUCUUCUUGUGAAUGUUUUACUUUGACAGAGUUUCGAGGGUUUUUAAUACAAAAUGCCUGGAAUUACAGAAUUCUGCCAUGUCCGAACCCUGGUUCGGAACCGAUGUACGUAUUUCAUAUGACAUAAACACUUUGGGACCUUAAAUAAAUAAUCUUGCCGUAAAGAAAAAAAAGAAAUGGCUAACAUGACAUUCGUAGGGGUUUGUGUCCUUAUUUCUCUAUAAGUAGUUUCUCUUAAUUUUCCGUAACCAAUAGUUUUCUCUGAACAAGUCUAAUUUUAUGAAUUUUAAAGCGAUUUACAAGUAAUAUUUCAAUAUUAUGUCCAAAGUUAACUAGGGCACACUGUUUCACAACAAAUUAACAUUUUUUUUGCAGCCCCCGUUUGGCACCACUGGAAGGAUUGCAUGGCAUUGUAUUGUAAAAUUUUGUUUUACUCGCUUCUGAAACAGAGAGAAAGAAACAUUGGGAGAGAGAGAGAGAGAAUCACCACUUUUUAACCAUUGCUUAUAUGAAUAUAAAUCUAAAUCUAAACAUUCCCAUCAGCCAAUUGCUUUUUCUCUUCAGUUUCUUUCACUCACAGUGCUCGCAGAAAAGUCAAACAGUCUUAUAAGCACGUACAGCAAAGACAGCAGCAAAGCAAAUGCAAAGAAUUUU
Messenger RNA from Glossina fuscipes, 4515 nucleotides. Its product is annotated as WW domain-binding protein 4. Gene Ontology annotation, molecular function: RNA binding; zinc ion binding; protein binding. NCBI's taxonomy places the organism in Eukaryota, Metazoa, Arthropoda, Insecta, Diptera, Glossinidae. The record is from RefSeq and is a predicted model, not a curated record. Gene Ontology annotation, cellular component: precatalytic spliceosome; nucleus. The coding region runs from base 157 to 1164 and encodes 335 amino acids. Gene Ontology annotation, biological process: mRNA splicing, via spliceosome. The transcript has 5 exons.